Messenger RNA from Ruditapes philippinarum (Manila clam), 1211 nucleotides. RefSeq names its product copine family protein 1-like. NCBI's taxonomy places the organism in Eukaryota, Metazoa, Mollusca, Bivalvia, Venerida, Veneridae. The transcript is spliced from 6 exons. The record is from RefSeq and is a predicted model, not a curated record. Bases 352 to 1137 code for a protein of 261 amino acids.
CAGAGAAAGCUUAGUAACAUGCGGCCAUAUUGAAUUUUCUACGGAGUAAUUUAUAAGCUUAAGUAUACAAACGCGUCGAAUAAUUUGUGUAAAUACUUUACUGAUCACUGAGUUUGUGUAAACGUUUUUGUAUUCAAUAAAUAUUUCAAUAUACAAACGAGUUAAAAACGUGGGAUUAUUGAGUAAAAAUCGAGAUAUUAAAGUUAUUAAUAUCGUCUGUUUGGUUAUAUGUAUAUUAUCGUAACGGACGUAUAUAUACAUGAUUUAGGACUGAAAAACUAGGACGUUGUUAAAACAUUACUGCCGUGAUUAUUUAAACAGGGCAGUUAAUUACUAACAAAUGUGCACAAAAUGGGGGAUAACACUCUCCGCAUCAACAGAGAUAGAUUUUCUAAUCUCCGUGAACUUGGAGACGCUCUCGCCGAAGAAGGCCUGAAAAAGUGUGGUCUCAUUUUUGGUAUUGAUUACACGAUGAGUAAUAAAGUUCAAGGAGAGAAAACUUUUGAUGGAAAGAAUUUACAUGAAAUUAGUGAGGACUGUUUAAAUCCGUAUCAAGAGGUGAUAAGCAUCCUUGGUGAAACCCUGCAGCCUCUGGACUCGGACGGUUUGAUACCCGCAUAUGGGUUUGGCGACUUUGUUACAAAAGGAGACGAUAUAUUUCCUCUGAAGGAUUAUGGCUCAUGUGUAGGAUUCCGUGAAGUUUUACAAACAUACAACAGGAUAACACCUGAUAUUAAACUCUUUAGACCAACAAACUUUGCACCGCUUAUCCGGAAAGCCAUAAACAUCGUUAAACAAUCUAAAAAGUACCAUAUACUUGUUAUCGCAGCAGACGGACAAGUUAACGCGGAGGAGGACACCAUUCAAGCUAUUGUUGAUGCAUCAAACUACCCACUCUCAAUUAUUUGCGUCGGUGUUGGAGACGGGCCAUGGGGAAUGAUGAAAGAAUUUGAUACGAGAUUGCCCAAAAGAACUUUUGAUAAUUUUCAGUUUUUAGAUUUUCAUGACGUAGUAAGUCACGCGCGAAACAGACAAACAGCGUUUGCACUGCACGCGCUGAUGGAAAUUCCUGACCAGUAUCAUGCCAUACAAGAAUUAGGGCUACUCGAACGUCUGCAAGAGGACGAGGAAGCGUGAUCGUGAUGACGAUUGAUUUUAAUUUUCGGAGGUGUGUUCAGAUAUCGGUUCAAAAAUAUUUGAAAUAACAGUAU